AUGCGUUUGUUACGAGAGGAUAAGUUAGAUCGGUUGACGGAUUUCUUGCACCGAAACCAAGGACGAGUGAUUAACACCGAGACAAUAGUGUUUACUACAUUGCUAAACACAUUGAGUUGCAUCGUGCUCGGUAAAGAUUUGCUUGAUUUGAACGUCGAACAUGAAGAUGAACAUGGGAUUGGUGGCAAGUUGAAAGAAUCGCUUCUUAAGAUAAACGAGUAUGGUGGCCAUGUACGAGAUUUCGGUUCGUUUUUUCCCAUGUUUCAAAGCUUUGAUCUUCAAGGAAUAAAGCGGGGAAGCAUGAACCAUAUGCAGAAGGUGUUUGCUUCUUGGGAGGAUAUAAUAACAGAAAGAAGACAUGUUCUUAAUUCAGGGACGACUUUGCAUUACGAGCAGACCAGAUCUUUUGUGGAUCAUUUGCUUGAAAAUGGAUUUUCAGACAACCAGAUCAAUCAGCUGGUUACGGAAUUAUUCAUAGCAGGAACGAACACUACCACCACAGCUAUGGUAUGGACCAUGACCAAGCUCGUUCGAAACAAAGAGGUCAUGUUGAGGUUAAACGAAGAGAUGGAAAAAGCAAUCGGUUUUGAGAAAAUCACCGAAUCCCAGCUAUCGAAAUUACCCUAUCUACAGGCUUGUGUUAAAGAAGCUCUAAGAUUACACCCACCUGUUCCUUUUCUUCUUCCUCAUAUGGCUGCAGAAACUUGUGACGUUAUGAGUUACACGAUCCCGAAAAAUGCACGAGUAUUUGUCAACGUUUGGGCGAUUGGCCGAGACGGUAAUGUUUGGGAAGACCCGUUAUCUUUUAGACCAGAGAGAUUUCUCGAAUUGAAGGUUGAUCUAAAAGGGCAUGAUUUCGAGUUAUUACCGUUUGGUUCGGGACGAAGAAGUUGUCCGGGAUUACCAUCGGGUGUCAAGAGUCUUGAGUUUUUGAUAGCUUCCUUGAUUCAUGAGUUUGAUUUAGUUCUUCCAAACGAAGAAGAUCCUACGAAGAUCGACAUGAAUGAGAAAUUUGGGUUGACCUUGAAAAAGGAGAAACCACUAAACCUCAUCUUCAAGCGUAAAUGA
Molecule: messenger RNA, 1068 nt
Organism: Cynara cardunculus var. scolymus (artichoke)
Lineage: Eukaryota; Viridiplantae; Streptophyta; Magnoliopsida; Asterales; Asteraceae
Product: probable (S)-N-methylcoclaurine 3'-hydroxylase isozyme 2
Exons: 3
Coding region: 1-1068 (355 amino acids)
Molecular function (GO): monooxygenase activity; heme binding; oxidoreductase activity, acting on paired donors, with incorporation or reduction of molecular oxygen
Source: RefSeq, a predicted model, not a curated record